CCUAAGCUUUGACCAAUCUCCAAAUUCAGUGCAACUCCAAAAACCAAAAGAACUAACUAUCUAUUUCUCAUAUACACAUAGUUUAUUACCAUGGCUGAAGAUCCACAAGAUGUAGCUGAUAGAGAGCGAAUUUUCAAGCGCUUUGACGCGAAUGGCGAUGGCCAAAUCUCGUCUGCAGAGCUCGGAGAAGCGUUGAAAGCACUUGGAUCGGUCACCGGAGAUGAAGUGAAAAGAAUGAUGGAGGAGAUUGAUACUGAUGGAGAUGGAUUUAUUUCUUACGAGGAAUUUACGCAAUUUGCGAAAGCAAACCGUGGUCUAGUCAAAGAUGUUGCGAAGAUUUUUUAAGUUUUUUUCAUACGUUUAACCUAUACCUUUGUUGGUUAAUUUCAUUAGAAUUUAAGAAAAAACUAGUAUGUGUGUGUAUGCAUGGUUAUUUAUAUAUACAUGAUGACAAUAGUAUGUUCUUUAAUUUCAUGAUUAUGCUAUACUUUCUUUUGGAUA
Vicia villosa (hairy vetch) is the source of this 501-nucleotide messenger RNA. RefSeq names its product polcalcin Nic t 1. Gene Ontology annotation, molecular function: calcium ion binding; enzyme regulator activity. The record is from RefSeq and is a predicted model, not a curated record. NCBI's taxonomy places the organism in Eukaryota, Viridiplantae, Streptophyta, Magnoliopsida, Fabales, Fabaceae. Bases 91 to 345 code for a protein of 84 amino acids. The transcript has a single exon.